Priceomyces carsonii is the source of this 102-nucleotide messenger RNA. RefSeq lists its product as uncharacterized. The transcript has a single exon. The coding region runs from base 1 to 102 and encodes 33 amino acids. The record is from RefSeq and is a predicted model, not a curated record. NCBI's taxonomy places the organism in Eukaryota, Fungi, Ascomycota, Pichiomycetes, Serinales, Debaryomycetaceae.
AUGAGCGAAAAAAUUGGGGCGAGCUGGGAAUUGAACCCAGGGCCUCUCGCAUACUUGAAAAUGUUCAUUGAACAGUACCCAAAGCGAGAAUCAUACCACUAG